Hyla sarda is the source of this 1633-nucleotide messenger RNA. It is a transcript of the gene EPCAM, whose product is annotated as epithelial cell adhesion molecule. The record is from RefSeq and is a predicted model, not a curated record. The coding region runs from base 418 to 1368 and encodes 316 amino acids. Gene Ontology annotation, cellular component: membrane. Lineage: Eukaryota; Metazoa; Chordata; Amphibia; Anura; Hylidae. The transcript has 9 exons.
GAGGACUUCCCACCAGGUGAGUCACCACUCCUGGUUUCAUCCAGGUGAUCUGUGACGUCACUGCUCUCCUCUAUAUAUAACUUACCUGCAGGACAACCUGGGGUUGACACUGAACACUGUGGAUCCUAGAACAGUCUUUAUCCCUGGAUCGUACAAUUGGGUCUGAACUGUCUUCUGCUCCUCAAGCUCUAAGGAUCGGGACUAACCCAGCAGGACACUGAUUUGGUGGAGGAGGGGGGCUGCUGUAUAGUAUCCAGGUGUAACCAGAGAGCAAGUUUCGACCUUGUUUGUGAUUCAGGGAGGGACCUGCUGGACCGGUCUGACCUGGUAUAAGGAGGAGGAGUAAUAGGAAGGGACUUGGGUGAAGACUGCUGAACUACCUUGGGCAGAAGACCCUAAAGAACCUCGUCCAGGAAGAUGAAGGUCUCCACUAUGAUCUGGGUUGGAGUUGCUGUUCUCUGCUGUAUUCUCACCACACGAGCCCAAAACUCAGGCUGUGAAUCAUGCAUGACAUUCAAAGGUGCCCAAUGUGAGGCUUCUGGUGGAGCUGGCUGUGCGUGCACUCUUUCUAUGGGUACAGGAUCUAAGCUGAAUGUGAACUGUAGUAAAUUGUUUCCAAAAUGCUUCUUGAUGAAGAAAGAAAGUUAUCCUGGAAAAGGCGGGAGGAGGAUUAAACCUGAAGGUGCCCUGGUUGACAACGAUGGUCUCUACAAUCCCGAUUGUGAAAAUGAUGGUAACUUUAAAGCCAAGCAAUGCAAUGAAACGGAGAUUUGCUGGUGUGUCAACUCGGCUGGUGUAAGAAGAACCGAAAAGGGAGACAAGCAAACCAAGACUUGUUCGGAGCUCGUUAGGACUUAUUGGGUGAUUGUUCAGAUGAAGCGUGCCAACACAGACACUGUGUCCGAUGAAGAUUUAAAAGCAGCACUGACAAAGUUGAUUACUGAAAGGUAUCAGCUGCCGGCUGCAUUCAUUCAGAACAUUGAGUUUGAAGGACCAUAUAUCUACAUUGACUUGAAGCAGAACUCCACACAGAAGGUACCAGGUGCCGUAGACAUUGCAGAUGUUGGUUACUACAUGGAAAAAGAUAUCAAGGGAGACUCGCUCAUGAGUCCUGAUAAGAAGUUUGAAAUCCCAAUCAAUGGCAAGAACUUCUUGGUUCAGGAGCCUCUGAUCAUGUAUAUAGAUGAGAAGCCUCACGAAUUGUCCAUGAAACGCCUGACUGCUGGUGUCAUUGCUGUCAUCGUGGUGGUCGUCGUUGCGAUUGUUGCCGGAAUUGUGGUCUUGGUCAUCACACGAAGAAAGAGGGGCAGAUAUGAAAAGGCUGAGAUGAAGGAGAUGAAUGAAAUGCAGAAAGAACUGAACUCAUAAACGUGAUGCCAAGAAGUGGAGAAAGAUGGCAGAGGCCCCAGUGGCUGCCAGUGUCAAAUACUAAUGUGCUCGAUCCAUCAUGAAGUUGUCCCUUCCAUAUCACCGGAGUUAUGUUCUGUGAAUUAUGCUGCGCAAUGAUAUUCAUCUUGGGGAAUCCUACACAGAACAUUGUACCUGACACUUACUUUUUUUGUGAUCUUUGAGCCUUUGAGUUAGUGGAUGUUUUGUUUUUAACUUUAGGUCUUUAAGUGCCCUUAGAAUGGGG